AUGCCGAUUAUAACGCUAUACCACAACCACAAGUUCACGAGUGACGACCAGGUCAAGACAUUCGUGUCCGAGCUGUCCAAGGCCUGUGCAAAGACGAUCGGCAAGGACGAAUCCCUGUUCAACAUCAACGUGAUCUACAAUCCAUACAUCAUCUUCGGGGGAAAGAUGGACGAGCCAGCGUACUUGAUGAACAUUCUGAGCAUUGGAAUCAAUAUCGUACCUCAUGCAGACACUCCUAGAUGGAGCGCUGAGUUUGGCAAGUUCAUCGAGGAGAAGCUCGGAAUUGGCAGCGACCGAGGCUACAUUUCUUUCAGAGACACAGGCGCUGAUUACAUCGGAUUCAGUGGAGAUACCGUCACGAAUCACGGGCUCAAGGCAUCCAAGUGA
This is a messenger RNA of Coniophora puteana RWD-64-598 SS2, 387 nucleotides long. RefSeq names its product Tautomerase MIF. Lineage: Eukaryota; Fungi; Basidiomycota; Agaricomycetes; Boletales; Coniophoraceae. Gene Ontology annotation, molecular function: phenylpyruvate tautomerase activity. The record is from RefSeq and is a predicted model, not a curated record. The coding region runs from base 1 to 387 and encodes 128 amino acids. The transcript is spliced from 6 exons.